This is a messenger RNA of Thlaspi arvense, 300 nucleotides long. The record is from the annotation of a GenBank genome assembly. NCBI's taxonomy places the organism in Eukaryota, Viridiplantae, Streptophyta, Magnoliopsida, Brassicales, Brassicaceae.
AUGGAAGAUGGUGUGACUCCUCCGCUUCUGAUCACGGAGAGAGACACAACGAUGAUUCGCGUGAAGGAAGAAGUGAAGACGCAGCUAUGGCUCUCUGCUCCACUCAUUGGUGUAAGCCUCCUUCAAUAUUCUCUCCAAGUCAUCUCCGUCAUGUUCGUUGGCCAUCUCGGAUCUCUUCCCCUCUCUGCCGCCUCAAUCGCCACCUCCUUCGCCUCCGUCACCGGCUUCACCUUCCUCGUACAUUUCUUCAUCCCCUUUCUUUUUCUUUUCUUAUGUGUUAAAAACGCAAUCGGAAAAUAA